Uranotaenia lowii is the source of this 1184-nucleotide messenger RNA. RefSeq names its product thymidylate synthase. The record is from RefSeq and is a predicted model, not a curated record. Gene Ontology annotation, molecular function: thymidylate synthase activity. Gene Ontology annotation, biological process: dTMP biosynthetic process. Gene Ontology annotation, cellular component: cytosol; mitochondrion. The transcript is spliced from 3 exons. Bases 102 to 1058 code for a protein of 318 amino acids. Lineage: Eukaryota; Metazoa; Arthropoda; Insecta; Diptera; Culicidae.
AAUAUUUCCCGAUAUAUUCCAGUUGCAUUUUACUACUCGGCGAGUUUGCUUAUGAUCUUGAAUAAAUCGUAAUUAAGCUUCUUAAAAGUUGAACGCUGAAAAUGGAAUCCAGUAGAAGUAUUUCAAACUUUAACGGUUUCCAUCCUAAUGGAAGUAUGAACUGUAAUGUGGCAACAGAACCAGACUACCGGAACGAUGAAGAAUUGCAGUACCUAGACUUAAUUCGUCGGAUAACCGCAACCGGUAACAAGCGUCUCGACCGUACCGGCGUCGGCACUUUGUCCACAUUUGGUACCCAGAUGCGUUACAACUUGCGGAAUAACACUAUUCCACUGCUGACAACGAAACGGGUAUUCUUCCGUGGAGUUGCGGAAGAGCUUUUGUGGUUCAUUCGUGGCAGCACCAAUGCCAAGGAUUUGCAGGACAAAAACAUUCACAUAUGGGAUGGUAACAGCACACGGGAGUUUUUGGAUUCUGCCGGAUUUACGGAUCGCGAGGAAGGUGACCUAGGCCCAGUGUAUGGAUUUCAAUGGCGCCACUUCGGUGCGCAGUACAAAACCUGUCAUGAUAACUACGCCGGCCAAGGAGUCGAUCAACUAGCGGAAGUUAUCAAUCGCAUAAAAAACAAUCCAACGGAUCGUCGCAUCAUUAUGAGUGCCUGGAAUCCAAUGGAUAUUCCCCAGAUGGCCCUCCCACCGUGCCAUUGUUUGGCUCAGUUUUUCGUCGCUGACGGUGAACUUUCAUGUCAAUUAUAUCAACGGUCCGCAGAUAUGGGCCUGGGUGUUCCGUUUAAUAUUGCUAGUUAUGCUUUGCUUACCCACAUGAUCGCACACGUCACCGGUCUCAAGGCUGGCGAUUUCGUUCACACAACUGGUGAUACGCACGUUUAUCUCAAUCACGUUGAGCCGCUGAAAGAACAACUGGAAAGAACACCUCGGCGUUUUCCAACUCUUCAUUUCAAACGAACCGUUAACUCCAUAGAUGACUUCCGAUUCGAGGACUUUGAAGUUCGUGACUAUGAUCCUUAUCCAUCCAUAAAAAUGCAGAUGGCAGUGUGACUCUUGAAUAUUUGUGUUAAGACAAAGAUUCGUUUAGGCAGUUUAGAGAAAGUUUUUGCUGGAGCAUAAAACAAAGAGUAUGUACCUAGUUAUCUAAUUGAUUUUAAUAAAUUGACUUUUGGCAAA